GGUUAUCUGACACACCGAGGAGGCGCAGUCAAUGAGGGCGCAAACAGGAAAGUGAGCGCAGUCCAAAAACGCCCUCUAAAACUCGAGAUUGGCGAGGGGGGAAACAUAAGCAAGAAAUCCAUUCCUGCUCUUGACAAGCAAUACACACUAGCCAUUGCAUCAUAAAGAUGGGGAACCGGGGAAUGGAGGAUUUGAUUCCUCAGGUGAACCGCAUGCAGGAUGCCUUCUCCGCCAUCGGGCAGAACGCGAACCUGGACCUGCCCCAGAUCGCCGUGGUGGGCGGCCAGAGUGCGGGGAAGAGCUCGGUGCUGGAGAACUUCGUCGGGAAGGAUUUCCUUCCCCGUGGUUCUGGCAUUGUGACUCGUCGGCCUUUGGUUUUGCAGCUGAUCAACAGUCCCACAGAAUAUGCUGAGUUCCUUCACUGUAAGGGCAAAAAGUUUGUCGAUUUUGACGAGGUCCGGCAGGAGAUCGAGGCAGAGACUGACCGCGUCACCGGGGGCAACAGGGGCAUCUCCUCUGUGCCCAUCAACCUGCGUGUCUACUCCCCUAAUGUGCUGAACCUGACCCUGGUGGACCUGCCGGGGAUGACCAAGGUGCCGGUGGGCGAUCAGCCUGCGGACAUCGAGGCCCAGAUUAGAGAAAUGCUGAUGCAGUUUGUCACCAAGGAGAACUGCCUGAUGCUGGCCGUCUCCCCGGCCAACUCUGAUCUGGCCAACUCUGAUGCUUUAAAAAUUGCCAAAGAGGUCGACCCUCAGGGUAUGAGGACCAUCGGUGUGAUCACCAAGUUGGACCUGAUGGACGAGGGCACAGAUGCUAAGGACAUCCUGGAGAAUAAGCAUCUCCCGCUCAGGAGGGGUUACAUCGGCGUGGUGAACAGGAGCCAGAAGGACAUAGAUGGCCGGAAGGACAUCAAAGCUGCUUUGGCUUCUGAGAGGAAGUUCUUCCUCUCCCACCCUGGAUAUAGACACCUGGCCGACCGUAUGGGCACUCCCUACCUGCAGAAAAUGCUCAAUCAGCAACUGACCAACCACAUCCGGGACACCCUGCCGGGCCUGCGGGCCAAGCUGCAGAGCCAGCUUCUCUCCAUCGAGAAGGAGGUGGAGGAAUACAAGAACUUCAGACCCGACGAUCCGUCUCGCAAGACCAAGGCUCUGCUCCAGAUGGUGCAGCAGUUCUCUGUGGACUUUGAGAAAUGUAUCGAGGGCUCCGGAGACCAGAUUGACACAGCUGAGCUGUCAGGUGGUGCCAGGAUCAAUCGCAUCUUCCAUGAACGCUUCCCCUUCGAACUGGUCAAGAUGGAGUUUGAUGAGAAAGAGCUCCGCAAGGAGAUCAGCUACGCCAUCAAGAACAUUCAUGGAAUCAGAACUGGCCUCUUCACCCCGGACAUGGCCUUUGAGACCAUUGUGAAAAGGCAGAUUGGGAAGAUUAAAGAGCCUUGCACCAAAUGUGUGGACAUGGUCAUUUCUGAGCUAGUCAUUACGGUUAGGCAGUGUACCAAGAAGCUGGCUCAGUAUCCCCUGUUGAGAGAGGAGAUGGAGAGAAUCGUCACCCAGCACAUCAGGGACAGAGAAAACCGCACUAAGACACAGGUGUUGCUGUUGAUAGACAUUGAGUUGUCUUACAUGAACACCAACCACGAGGACUUCAUUGGAUUUGCCAACGCUCAGCAGAGGAUCAGCCAAUCGAACAAGAAGAAAGCAGCUGGCAACCAGGAUGAGGUCAUGCCGGAAAGAGGAGUUAGCGAUCGGUUCAAGGUGAUCAGGAAGGGUUGGCUGACCAUCAACAACAUCAGCAUCAUGAAAGGAGGAGCCAAGGAGUACUGGUUUGUCCUCACCGCCGAGUCCAUGUCCUGGUAUAAAGACGAUGAGGAGAAGGAGAAGAAGUACAUGCUGCAGGUGGACAACCUGAAGCUGCGCGAUGUGGAGAAAGGUUUCAUGUCCAGCAAGCACAUCUUUGCCCUCUUCAACACCGAACAGAGAAAUGUGUAUAAGGACUACCGGCAGCUGGAGCUGGCCUGUGAGACUCAGGAAGACAUCGACGCCUGGAAGGCCUCCUUCCUCAGAGCCGGAGUGUAUCCUGAACGGGUCACGGACGGCGGCGAUGAGAAUGGCUCUGACAACAUAAUGCACAACAUGGACCCUCAGCUGGAGCGGCAGGUGGAGACCAUUCGUAACCUGGUGGACUCCUACAUGGCCAUCGUCAACAAGACCGUCCGGGACUUGAUGCCGAAGACCAUCAUGCACCUCAUGAUUAACAAUACUAAAGUGUUCAUCAACGCAGAGCUGCUGGCCCAGCUGUAUUCCUGCGGCGACCAGGGCACGCUGAUGGAGGAGUCUCAGGAGCAGGCCCAGCACCGGGAUGAGAUGCUGCGGAUGUACCACGCCCUGCGGGAGGCCCUCAGCAUCAUCGGUGACAUCAGCACAUCCACCAUCACCACCACCAUGCCGCCUCCGGUGGAUGACUCUUGGCUGCAGGUGCAGCGGAGCGGCUCCGGAGGAAGGUCUCCAGCCACCAGUCCAACUCCAAACCGCAGAGCACCACCGGGACCUCCGGGUCGCCCGCUCUCUCGUGGGCCUCCACCUGGGCCCCCUCCUGCCGGGGGGCCCCCUGUCCCGUCUCGCCCGGGGGCUUCUCCGGACCCUUACGGUGGGCCGCCACCCACUGUGCCUUCCCGGCCGAACCGCGCGCCCCCAAAUGUGCCGAGUGGUCACGGGGGUGAGUGAGCAUGAAAACAGCCACAGUCUAUGCAUAGCACGGCCAAAGCGCUCCUCACAUCGCUGUCAGGGAGCCUGUAAGUUCCUCCAUCUGUUCACCCCGUCAGUGAGAUGUGUUUUGACCCCAAACUAAAAUGUCUAACCCACCCUCCACAAAAACCUCAACUGAUGUCCUUUUAGCCUCUUAGAAACGACUUCUGUGAGCCCUCCUCCACGACUGCAACGGGAAAACAACAAAGCAUAUUCUACUUAUUUAAAAGUAAAUAGUUUAUUUUGGACAUGUGUUAUUGUGUUACAAUGUAUAUGUGUGGUGCCUCGUAUGGGACUUGUACUUCCCCUGUAGAGAAUUUAGUCUGCUGAAUAUUUAAAUGAUUAUGAAUAAAGAAGGAUAAGGUAAAAGGAGAUCUUUGACAAAUGUGUAAUGCAGUGCUGUAUGUGGACAUUGGCAGGUUGUUUGAUACUUUAUCUGGAAGCAGACUUUUCUUUAGUUGUUGUUUGUCUCUGUGUGUAAGAGAGCAGGAGAGUGUGUGAGUGUGACCUCCUGCAGCAGCCAAGUCCUGCAUCUUGUUUUAAGUGCUGUGGGUGGAACGAUGACUCCAUCUUGCAGAACUGCUGUGCUUUGUCAAUGCAUUAAAAACCUCAGUACUCUUUAAAGUGU
This is a messenger RNA of Pseudoliparis swirei, 3372 nucleotides long. RefSeq names its product dynamin 1a (gene dnm1a). Lineage: Eukaryota; Metazoa; Chordata; Actinopteri; Perciformes; Liparidae. The record is from RefSeq and is a predicted model, not a curated record. Gene Ontology annotation, cellular component: membrane; cytoplasm; microtubule. The coding region runs from base 168 to 2723 and encodes 851 amino acids. Gene Ontology annotation, molecular function: microtubule binding; GTPase activity; GTP binding. The transcript has 22 exons.